This is a messenger RNA of Spinacia oleracea (spinach), 1716 nucleotides long. RefSeq names its product protease Do-like 1, chloroplastic. The transcript has 8 exons. The coding region runs from base 33 to 1487 and encodes 484 amino acids. Lineage: Eukaryota; Viridiplantae; Streptophyta; Magnoliopsida; Caryophyllales; Amaranthaceae. Gene Ontology annotation, molecular function: protein binding; serine-type endopeptidase activity. The record is from RefSeq and is a predicted model, not a curated record. Gene Ontology annotation, biological process: proteolysis.
UCGUGCGAGUAAUCGCAUUUGCAAACAAGUCCAUGUCCCGAAGUUACAAGAAGAGAAACGAUGACCACAACUCCACAAGCAAGUCAAACACUCAAUCAACAUACAAGUAUACAACACCCAAGCAAGUAAUCAAUCUCCAGAAGGCACUUGUCAUUAUUCUCUUGCAAGAAAUGGCUGCUACAACAAUUGCUCAUUCCUCUCUCUCCUCAGCCAUCUCUCGCUCCUUCUUCACCAGAAAGCACACCAGCAAAGUAAGAAGCAACACCAUCAUUGCUUACAAAACUCGGGUUUCGUCUUCCAACUCAGUCAAGAUCAGUGAUGCCAUAUUAUCCUUUUUCGCAACGAAAAAACAAGAAGCCAUUUCUUCUUCUGCUUCUUCCAAAUCUGUAAUUAACUCAACGUUUGACUCAAUCUUUGUGGUUUGUACUUCCUUGGCUUUGUCAUUCUCGCUCGUCGUUGUCAACGUCGAUCCGGCAUCGGCGUUUGUAGUCAGCACGCCACGAAAAUUGCAAUCGGAUGAGCUCGCUACUGUCCGCCUUUUCAAGGAGAAUACUCCCUCUGUUGUUUACAUCACCAAUCUUGCUACCAAGCAGGACGCGUUUACAUUGGAUGUGUUAGAGGUGCCUCAGGGGUCUGGAUCAGGCUUUAUUUGGGAUACACAGGGUCAUAUAGUCACCAAUUACCAUGUAAUUCGCGGUGCUUCUGAUCUCAGGGUCACUCUUGCUGACCAAUCUACCUACGAAGCCAAAGUUGUUGGGUAUGACCAAGAUAAAGAUGUUGCUGUUUUGAGCAUUGAUGUAACUAAAGAAAAAUUGAGACCAGUACCCCUUGGUGUCUCUGCAGACUUGCUUGUUGGUCAGAAAGUCUUUGCUAUUGGGAACCCAUUUGGACUUGACCAUACGCUGACAACAGGUGUUAUCAGUGGGCUUAGGAGAGAGAUCAGCUCUGCUGCAACGGGACGACCAAUUCAAGAUGUUAUACAGACUGACGCUGCUAUAAAUCCUGGUAACAGUGGGGGUCCACUUCUAGAUAGUUCUGGCAGCCUCAUCGGGAUAAAUACUGCUAUAUACUCACCUUCUGGUGCAUCUUCUGGUGUUGGUUUUUCGAUCCCUGUUGAUACUGUUGCGGGAAUUGUAGAUCAGCUUGUGAAAUAUGGGAAAGUUACAAGACCGAUUCUAGGGAUUAAGUUUGCCCCGGAUCAAUCCGUAGAGCAGCUGGGAGUUAGUGGAGUGCUCAUUCUAGAUGCUCCACCAGCUGGUCCUGCUGGCAAAGCGGGACUUCUGUCUACAAAACGUGAUGCCUAUGGACGGCUUGUAUUAGGUGAUAUCAUAACAUCAGUGAAUGGGAAAAAGGUUACUAAUGGUAGCGAUUUGUACAGAAUUCUUGACACCUGCAAAGUAGGAGAUAAGGUGACUGUUGAGGUUUUGCGAGGUGAUCACCAAGAGAAAGUACCUGUUAUCCUCGAACCAAAACCUGAUGAGUCAUAGUGAAUCAUAAUGUAUAAUUUAUGCCAUGUAAAUUGGGAGCCGUACAUGUAUUUUUUUUUUUUUUGAAGGAAGGUGGUAACCAUCUCUUAUUAUUGCUUCAUACGAAGUAGUAGUACUUGAUUUGCAUACAACUAAAUAGAAAUUAUUUCCAUUGAAACGCGCUGGUGGAAAGCCAACAAUUGUUGCUUCGGAAAUUAUUAAAAAAUCAAUACUUUCUCAAUUCCUUAAA